UCAAAAUUGAGGUUGCAGAUUUCCCCAAAAUGAGUUAGAGAGAUUAGUGACUUUAUUAAUACCGGUCGAUUGGACUGUGCAAUUCGUGAGUCAUGCAAAAUUACUACAUUGUAGGCUGCACUAUCCUUGUAGCUGUGCUUUGGCAGGUUGGAUUUCUCCAUAGCCUCUACUCGACAAUAUGGAACUUUUUUGUUGUACUAAUGGGGAUUUUCUCAGGGGUAAUGCUAUACCUCCUCUCUGGUAAACAACGAAACCCAUCGACACCAAGACUUCCAAAGAAAGUUGAAACAGUCAGACGUUUUCUGGCUAAGCUUACGCGAAGUCAAACGCAUAAACCUUACAAGCACAAGACUGUUGUUUCAAGACCUGUCGACAAAGCCAUUCAGGAGGUGUUUGACUUGUUCAUCCGUGAUUUUUGCCUAUCUUGGUUUCGCGAUUUGGGUAAAGAUGAAGCUGCCUUUGUCGAUUUACUUACUGAAGAGCUGUGGGUUGUGACGGCGAAUCUUGUGGACAGGUUAAAAUGUGUUGACACCGUGAAAUUCUUGUCGAAUGACGUGGUUGAAAUUCUCAGCAGACACUUCCAACAGCUGCGACUCGCAGACACCCGAGCCUUUUCUGAUAAUGCGAUUCACUUUGUUCUCCAUCCAUGCCUCACGAGUCGAGCUGCAGAGCUUGAUUAUCUCCGCAAAGCCUCCGAGGUUAUGCUUUGUUGUCUUCUUCCUCAAAAGAAUUCACGUUGUUCCACAAUGCGAUACCUUUUGCGCGAGAUUUUAGCGUUCUCUGUCUUCCAGCCUCUGGCCGACAUAUUGUGCGAUCCUGACUAUAUAAACCAAACCCUUCUUGUCCAUUUGGAGGCCAAAGAAGCUCUCACAGCUCAGCACAAGCAAGGCUAUGCUUAUGCAGAAACUUAUGAAGACUUCAUCAAGAUGAUCAAUACAUCAAAUUCAGUUGAAGCUUUGAAACAAAUUAGGUAACAGCAUUACAAGUUAUUUAUGAAGAUCACAAAGCUGCAGAUUUUUUUUUUUCACAGCACCAGCUUUUCUUCUGAAUCAUUAUAAUGCAACCUUCCCCCCCCCCUGAAAAAACCUUUGGUGGCUCUGACCCCCACCCUCAGGAGACAUUUGUGAAGGUUUAAGAUGGAGUAUAGAGGUUUGACUGUACUUAUUUUUGUUUGGAUAAAGGAAACUAAAAUUCCUUUUUUGAUCUGAUUUUACCACACAGGUAUCACAUAAUUGCAGAAAUCAUGCAGGCAACUACAAUUAACAACUUAAAGGGAAUUGACCAGUUUGGACAAGAUGACAAACAGGGAAAAGCCCUGAAGAAAGAUACUCAACUGAGAGCUAGGAAUCUAAAACGUUACAUCAACCAGUGUACUGUGGCUAAAGCUCAGUGUGAACGUCGCAUCAAAAUGUUAGGGGGACCUGAUUACACUAAUAAUGAAGGGACAGACAUAAUACAGACUAGACAAGAGAAAGUCAAGCUUACUAAAAAAUUGAGUGCAAAAUCUCAAGCCAAAGUGUUAGGCUUUCCUGAGGUGAUGGAUAACAGCUUGGCAAGGAGCUUUUUUAUGCUGUUCCUUCAAAAUAAAACUGGCAGCAAAAAUAUGCUUAGGUCAGUUUUGGAUUAUUCUUUUGUUCCAAAGAUUUAGAACCACAAUCUUAAUAUCAAUUCAAAUAUUUUUGAGAUGAUUGCAAAUCACAUUGAUGUUAAACCAUGGACUUUGUGUUGUUCACCCAGACAAAAAUAUUUUUAAAUUGAUUUGUGACAGUUCAAGUGAUGAUGUUUUAUGGUUUUCUUUAAAUAUGAAAUGUUCCAUUGAAAUUCAUUGAUUUCUUUUUUCAAUGAUUGUAGUUUCUGGAUGGCUGUCGAGAAUCUUAAGUUAGUAAAAUACACUGAACUGCAUGAAAGUGCACAAGAAAUCUACCAAGUUUAUGUUGCACCAUCAUCAGACAAAUCUGUGAUGUUGGACACCACUUUGGUGAGAGGAAUGGAGCAGUACCUGCAUGGUACCCAUGGACUCCAAGGGUUCUUUGAUGCACAGAAGAAAGUUUAUAAAACUCUAGAGGAAAGGUUUUACCGCAAGUUUGUGCUAAGUGAAGAGUACUUCAUGUUUGUUUUGCAAUCAGAAGCAGAGUUAGAUGAUUUGCGUGCUCAACACAGGGAGGAGGAUGACCUGGAUUUGAACUGGAAUGAUGAAUUUGAUUUGGAUACAACUGAUGAAGAUGUAUGUACAUUCAGUUUAGAAAAGUGAAAAACAGUUUUAAAUCAUACUAACUGGAAUGUUUGGACUCUCAAUAAUAUAAAUUUUGUAAGUAGAGUUUUAUGUAGAUUGAAAAUUUUUCCUAGGGCAUGUUUCUGUAUUUUGAUAGUAGAUAGUAAUGGAAAAAAAAUGAAUAUACAUUUAAACUACUAUGCAUAUCAAUUUCUUGAAACAGUUUUUCAUUGUAUGAGGAUGUUCAUAUCUUUUCUGAUUUAUCAUAGGUUGGAACAGAAAGUGAUGGCACUCCAAAGCUUGGUGUGUGGACAUCUUGGAUGAUCACUCAUAUUUUGAAGAAGUUAAUCAACUGUUUUAAUUCUUGUUUAAGACCAGUACACAUACACAAAAAUUAAUUGGUAUUCCUUGAAAAAAUAGACAGGUAUAUGAAUUCAUAAAGUAAAAGAGAGGUACUGGCAGCUGAUGAACCAGCAGAAAAUAAAUUUUAUGCAUCAAUCCUUAGCAUAGAGGACAUUUUAUUUAAGUAUUCUCUUAUGCUUCCUCAUAAUUUAUGUAGUAUUUUUCUUUUCUCAAAUAUAUCUUAGAUGACUGAAGCAUUAGUGGGAAUGCUUUUUGACAUUUGAAUUAAGAGUAGAUCCCAUGUUCUUUUUAGCACGUAAACCAAGUACUGUAGAAGAACGGAGUGAAGCAAUUGUCCGUAAGUUAGAGGUUCUUGAUCAAAGACUUGCCUCAAAGGUAAUGCCAAUCACAAAAAUGUAUGCUCUGGUUGUACCACAAGAACAAAUUUACAGAACAGCUGUAUAUUGUAUGUUGUAAGAAUUUAUGAUAUAUAAGAGAGGUUCUAUUGUUCAAUGUUCUUUCUCCUUUUGUAGGUACCUCAGUAAUUGACAUCUACAACUUAAAAUUGUGUAGUGGUUUGUAAUGAUCAUUUUCAUGAAGAUAUUGUAAGUGUAAUUUUUAAAAUGAUGAUAAUUUCUCCUAAGACACAACAAUUGGAACUUGUGAAAAGAAGUUAUGGAGCUGAGGUGGAGGUACAGAGCCAGUUUGUUUGAAUUAUAAAUAUGAGUUAAGAGCAACAUAUUGUUUAGCAAUGAAAAUUAAUAUUUUUAAAGGGUAUACCAAGUUGUGUAGAAUUUUUGUAAUCUUAAUGCCAACUUUUUCAUUUUUGACACACCAUAGAUGGUAGAAUUCUGAGCUUGUUCUCUGCCAAAGCCUUGUUCAAGUCACCUGACCUGUUACUUGACCAGCCUCUUCUAGAUUGCUGAAAAGUUGUUUUCCCCCCACCUUUAUUUAGGGUUGGUUUGUGAGCUGUAAUGUAAAUUGCCUCUGAAACUCCUCCCAUAAACCAGUCUGGAUCCCUGUCCAAAACAUGUUCCUUGUCCUUAAGAUAUUUUUGGUUUAUUUUUUAGGGAGUUCCAUGCAUAUGAUUAAAAUUAAAUCAUUUGUUUUGAUUAUGAAUAACAAGAAUAUAUUUAUAACUAAAUGUAAUUAUGUGAAGUUUUGUAAUUAAAAGCUGCUCAAGAUAUCAUUGGAAUGGAUGGUUUGUAGCACUAAGUUUCAAUCAAGUAGCAUAACCAUACUGUAAGUAAUGAUGAUCAUUUGUUUUUUAGUGGUUGUAAUAUUUAUUUUAUUCCUUUUUGAGGAAAUGGAAUAUCUUACUGGUGAGAUUGAAAAGUUGAAAAUAGAAAGAAUGCAGCUGGAGUUUCAUGUGGAGAGAACAGGUAGUGAUAGAAUAAAAGAUGUUUGCAAUCAUUCGUACUUAAGCCUGAUGAUGAUGUUGGUUCUUGCAAUGCAUUGCAUAUUUUGCACUGUUGGAAAUUGGCAUAGUGCAUCUUAUAAUAUUUUAACCAUUUAAGAGGAAUAAUUGUAGUUCUCCACAAAAUAUUUUUCUUCAUUGUGACAGCAGCAGUGGUUAGUGUCAUAGAGUAUGGUAUUUCAUUUUCCAGUUAUCAGAUUUGUUGUAAAGAAGGUUGAGUGUUGUGAAGUAUGGAAACAACAAAGAGUUUGGUAAAUGUAUUCUAUCAGGCAUGCGCCCUGAAAUUUAUUUGUGUUCAAGAACCAAAUGUCUAUUCAAUCCCUAUUUCCAUACAUAAUUAACUCUAAGAGUUCCCUGAUUGUUUUUCACAGAUCAAUGGUGUGAAAACUUAGGGAUGUGGAAGAUAGAAAUACCUAGUGUAGAGGUAGGUCUGUAGCUUUACACACUUGGUUUAAAAAUUUUUAGGCACCAGAUAGACAGAGCAGUGAGAUCCAUAUGACUACUUGCUAUGUUUCAUUUUUUUUCUUUUAGUGGAAUAUAGAUGGUGAGAGGUCAGUACCUGUGUAUGCUAUAGUGGUUCACAGUGCUGGUGAGAAGUCUCAGUCAGCUGGCAGAUCACAAGAGGGAGAUGGAAAUCUCAAUUCAGAAGGCUGGGUUGUAACUAGGAAGUUCAAAGAUUUUGAGACUCUUCAUGUUAAAUUAAAGGAGGUAAUGAUAUAGCAUGGAAAUGGAACUAAAUUAUACUUAUUCCUUCCAAGUAAUAAUCUAUUAGUGGUUAACUCUCAGUUGUAACAAAAAUGGCGCUUGGUCUGUUUUAUUAGUAUAAAAUAAAUGAUUAUAAUAAUAACAUUUAAUUUAUUGUGUCUUGCAGUGUUGUUCUUGGCUUACUCGUGAUCUGCCUGUGCCAUCCAAAAAAUGGUACAGAUCCAUUGAUGAUGAGUUUUUAGAACGAUCAAGGAAAGCAUUGGAAGAAUACCUACAGGUAAAGUUGUGUUGCAUGUUUUCCUAUCCUUGCAAUUUUCUGUAAAAUGAGCUGGUUGUUUGUGUAAGAAAACAUAUAGAAUUAAAGUUUCGAGGUUAAGUUAGCUCAUAGUAUGCUUAUCAACACAUUUACCAAUUUUUUUGUGUUAUGUAUUACUUUUGUUGAAGACAUUAUUAGCUGAUGAAAAGCUGUGUUUGAGUGAAGAGCUGUACUCUUUUCUCAGCCCCAGUCCUGAACAUCUUAAGAAGCAGAGGUAUUUAAAAGAGGUUUAAUUGUUAAUAAGAUUAUCAUCACAUUAUCUUCAAUCAGUUUUAAAUCAUAUUGAAUUAUCUUUUGGUGCACUUUUGGCAAUGAACUUCAAAUCAGAGUAAGUUGUAUUUACAGAAUUUUAUGGUUUGAAACAAAUACAUGUAAAAGGCACAGGUGCAUGUAUUAAAGAGAUGAAUAGUUUAUUGAAGUUCUUUGAGUCUACUUAUUUUCUCUUGAAUUGUUUAAUUUUACCUAAUAAGAUUCCCCACUUUUCUUUGAAGUGAACCAACCAAAAGAGGGUUUUCCCUUUUGUCAGUGUUAAAAAGGUAUGUAAAAUGUGUAGAAUUGUGUUUGUGUUGGUUAAUAAGUGGUUUGAUGUGGCUUUCUGCUUAAUGUUUGUUUACUUCAAUGUUAACGAGCUGUUCACUUUUUCUUGAAUUAGCCUACCUUUUGACAUCAUUCCAGCAGAAGAAGCUGAUGAGGUUAGAAAAAACGGUUAUUAAGAUGAAUGUGUUCAGUUAGUAGUAUAAAUACUGUUAUAGCUGACAAGAUCAUUUGGUUGUCAAUGUCCACCUUUAAAAACUUAUUUCUUAAUUGAUGUUAAUUUUACAAUUUUAAUUCUCACUGGGAUGAAAAAAUUGAGAUAAAAUAGCAAUUUUCACCCUCCACAAGCAGUUGAUUAAUUUGUUUUUGAAAAUUACUCUAUAGGAAACAGGUCUUGAUCCAGAGGACAGGUGAGACAUUAUGUUAUUGAUGAUUUACAAGUUGAACAUAAUAAUUCAAGAAAUUAAAUCAUUUUUAUUUCACAGUAUUCUCAAAGUAGACAAAGUGGGAAUAUUGUUUUAGGAAAUUUUAUUGUUUUCUUGAAAAUGAGACAACAGUAGAUGGAGUUAUUUUGUAUGUCAGUGUUUACAUAAAAAAUAUUACAAUUAUACUAACAAGCACUUUCAACAUUGGGUUUUGCUAUUUUUGGAAGAAAGAUGUUUGCUGAGGUCAGUCAAUUAUCUUUCCUGACAUUUCCCUUUCUUGUUAUGGGCAGUUCCCUGCGUAAAGAUUCUAUUGCUGAGCCAUUUUAUGGAUUGAUUGGUGAAAUAUUUGAGCUGAAAGGAGGUAAAUGUGAUGAAUUUCAACAUGCAGGAUACCUUUUCUUGUAUGGAUACAGUGAUCUUGUAUUUAAUAUAAUUUUCCUCAGAAAAAACCUUCUUGGAGGAAAAAUAAAAUAAUGAUAGCCAUGAUAAUAUGAUAUAAUAAUAAUAAUAAUAAUAAUGAUGAUGAUGAUGAUGAUGAUGAUAAUGAUGAGAACAAUAAAUACAUUGAUAUUAGUAAGAAAAAUUAUUUUUGUGCACAGUUUUUAAGUGGCUGAGAAGAACUUUAAUAGCUUUUGUUCAAGUCACAUUUGGAGGCACAAUUAACAGGUAAGAGUUUCUGGAUGAGUUUGUUAUAAAUACACCUUUUUCAGUGGUUCAACAUGUAAUGUGGGCACAUAUUUUGUGAGUUGCAGCACAUUUUUCUAAGGAAGGAAAAAUAUGAGCAAUAAGCAAAAAGGCCAAGGGAUGUUGUAUGUUAAACCUGGAUCAAAAAAGAGACUAGUCUUUCCAUCUUUUUCCAAUUUUGUAAUUUUUUGGCAUCCUUUGAGCAUUGUUUUGAUUACUUAAGGCAUGUAUUAAAGAUAAAAACAAAACAAACAAAACCAGCCACAAUAGAAAAUUGUUUCAAUCAAUAUAGUUUGUCCCUGAAAUGACACAGUCAAACAGUUUACAGUUUGGAUGGCUGCCUGUGGCCUUUUUAUUUCUCAUUUUUUUCUUCAUAUUUUUGCCCUGUUCUACAUCAUAAUUCCAUUGAUUUUGUGGGUUCUGUUGCCUUAAUAUGGCAAAAUAUCAUGCAUAAUAGUGAAAUGAAAAUAUUGGAAGUAAAUAUCAUAUAGUGGGUCAUCAGAUUUAAAUCAUAAAAUUUUCAGUCACUUGACAUAAAGGUUAAAAUUAAUGAAGUUAUUCACACUGGUAUUUUGAUUCCUUUCUAUGGUGUGCUUAUAAUAUUUGUGUCUUAUCACAAGGGGGUUGAACAGUUAUAUUUAGCAAUUAACUGAUCUCAAAAACAUUACAUAUGGAGAAAGUGUGGGAACCUUUGCAGACAGUAGAAUGUGUCAUGUUUAAUUUAUACCUCUUACUUGAAUUGAAGGACAGUUAAUUUAUCUUCAUAAAUCCUGAUUACCAUCUAAUGAGAAGACUUUGUUCCUUGACCAGGGAAAUCCAUCAUAUGGUUGAGUGGCUUGUGUCAGAAUCAAUGGUAAUGUACUACAUUCGUUUGUUCCGUGACUCAACAUGGCCUGGUGGAGAACUGGCUAAACCUACUGUACAACGUACUGAUGCAGUAAGGAAGUUGGACUUUUUACAUUGAAUGUCUGUCAACAUUGUAAUUUUUCAAUAUUUUUAAACAUUGGCUCCAAGGUUCAAUCAUUUUGCUGGACAUGGAGAGUAGACAAAAUAAUUGGCAUGUAUCUCAGGCUAGUUCCAGAACAAGGAAUUCAAGAUGGAACUCUUUGCAAAAUACAAUGAUUUAGUACUUGAGGUAUUUUUAAAGAUGUGAUCAAAAUUGAUUUAAAUGGUAACUGAAAAUAUGCCUUUCCACAGUCAUCAUCUCUCUUUCAGGAGAAACUUAAGACAAGUAAAAGAGCAAGACAAAAACUUCUGAAAAACAUUCCAGGCAAGUUAGAAAUGGGCAACGAGCUUUAAUUCCCUGUCACACAGAUGUUGAGAAAUGUAGGAACAGUUUCAGAUCAUCAAUAGAGUUUUAUCAGUUAUCUGAUAUUAAUUUUUUUAUUGAGAGGGCAAGUUUCUGAGGAAAACGUGGUACUAUGUUAGUGGGGGUGUCAGUUAAUACAAGAUAAUUCUAAUUCCCACCCAUCAGAAUUUUUUACAUGAUGAAAAAAUAUUCCAUUCUUUUCAGUAAUCAUAUAUGGGAAUGGUCCUUUAAUUAAUUUUUAAAUUUAUGACAUUAAUAGAAUUACUGGUUCACAUACUAAGUUGUAAAAGAUUACUUCAUAAAAGAUCCUUAAAAAUUCUUCUUUUAUUAAUAAUUCAUAUUAUAGAAGUUCUCCAGAAUCUGGUGGGAAAAAAAAAUAGUAAACUUGGAACUCUGAAGGUAACCCUAAUGAUUUAACUGGCUACAGUUAUGUACCUUGAUUAGUGUUUAUGUGCUAUAUAUUUUACAAUAAACAACUGGAUUGAACAUUCUUUAUUCUUAAAAUUCUGUGAUUGAGCAAGUGAAUGGGGUGAAGUUUUCCUGAAAACACUUUUUUCCAGCUUUUACAUAAGACAUGUUUGUUAUAGGUGUUUGAAGCAUUUCAGGAUAUCAGGGUUACCAAACACCUGUUUUAUGUAAGUUCUUUGUCAGAAAUUUCUCCUUAUUAAUUUAGUUUCAAGUAGAUUUACAUUAUUUGAUAAACAGAGGUAUGUCCUAUUUGGUUUUUACUGUUGAGUGAUGCAUGAUAAGGAUGCUAGGCUGAGAAUACAGAAGGGUGUGUGGGUGGAAACAGGUUACUGUUCUGUUUAGCUGUCUAUGGAAUCUUUCAUCUCAUUCUGAUCUUGUUACUGCUAAGUUUCCACCAGACUACAUUUUGAUUUGCAUGGCAAUCUUUUUAGCUAUUAAAGAAACUGGUGGAUUUUUAAUUCAUCUUUGUUUUUCUUACAGGUUCUGUUUGAGCUCAUUUUAUUUACCAUUUGCCCUGAAGUGAUGUCUGAGGAAGUUAAGCAAAGAGCAAUGGUUUUGAUGAACAUGAAGAACAUGCAGCCAAUUUCACCUCACACUGAUAAAUAAGGAACUGUUACUGUGGGAAAUUUUUAAAUGAGGCUUGGACCAUUGGAAAAUUACUUACCUACAUGAGAUGUGUAUGGGCCCACAUUGUAAUGCUCUCAAAACUUAUUGAGUAACAAUCAAAGUAUUAAUCAUUAUGCAGAAGCCCUUUUAAACUGUUCAAGGAUACACUUUUUGGAUAUAUCUCCAAAGAUUCUUGCCCAGUAUGGCUCUGUAAAAUUGUUGUCCUCUAAAUCAUAUUUUCUCAGUUUUCCCACUUAACCUCUGAUUACUUUUAAUGUUAGAUUAAAACCAUAAUUUUGGACCUUUGUUGAGAAAAAAAAUUUAAAAAUAAUUGGUUUGGAAAAACCUGACAGUCAUUCCACUAUUUUCAUUGUUAGAAGUACCUCAGAAUUUCUGAAAAUGUUUUCAGUUUCUCUGUUAGGUACAAAUUUCACUGCC
This is a messenger RNA of Pocillopora meandrina, 9456 nucleotides long. The record is from the annotation of a GenBank genome assembly. Lineage: Eukaryota; Metazoa; Cnidaria; Anthozoa; Scleractinia; Pocilloporidae.